AUGAUGGGUGUGGUCCCCUCCCCCCUAGAGAUUCUAUGGGAGACCAGAGGACACAACAGAGCCCCUGCCAACCGGGUCACCAUUAAAUUGGGAGUCCCCAGUGGUAAAGUCUAUGGUUUCGAGAUUGACACAUCUUGCUUCAACAAAAACCACGGUCCAGCAGUCACCGCCGAGGGCACCUUCCUUGACGGCAGCCACCUAGACGCAAAUACACCAGUGAGGAAUACUCACAAUGCGGGAGUGUGGCCCUUCCCAGAGACACAUCUGGAAGCUAAGCUCUCCCACUACCAAAGCCUAUUCUCAUGUCCGUCUCAAUAUAUUUCCCGAUAG
Messenger RNA from Tuber melanosporum (Perigord truffle), 330 nucleotides. RefSeq lists its product as uncharacterized. The record is from RefSeq and is a predicted model, not a curated record. Gene Ontology annotation, biological process: allantoin catabolic process. The transcript has 4 exons. NCBI's taxonomy places the organism in Eukaryota, Fungi, Ascomycota, Pezizomycetes, Pezizales, Tuberaceae. The coding region runs from base 1 to 330 and encodes 109 amino acids. Gene Ontology annotation, molecular function: allantoicase activity.